Molecule: messenger RNA, 3046 nt
Organism: Thunnus maccoyii (southern bluefin tuna)
Lineage: Eukaryota; Metazoa; Chordata; Actinopteri; Scombriformes; Scombridae
Gene: esrrd
Product: estrogen-related receptor delta
Exons: 12
Coding region: 1131-2882 (583 amino acids)
Biological process (GO): regulation of DNA-templated transcription
Molecular function (GO): DNA-binding transcription factor activity; zinc ion binding; sequence-specific DNA binding
Source: RefSeq, a predicted model, not a curated record
UCUCUGUAAAUUAAAGAGUACGGUCUUGACCUGCUCUAUGUGAAAAGUGCCCUGAGAUGACUUUUUGUUGCUGUAUAGUUAGCCUUACAGUUAGCCUUCGUAUUGAUUUUAAAAUUUACCUUUAAGGCGUUAAACGGCCUUUCUCCCAGUUACAUAUCUGCACUACUGAACUGGUAUGUGCCCCCUCAACCCUGAAGAUCUGCAGGUGGAGCCCUGUUGGUCAUUCCCAGGUCACAGCUUGUGACAAAGGGUGGUUGGGCUUCUGCUGUCAGAGCCUCAGACACACUAGGUCUCUAGCUUCUUUUAAAACUCGUCUUUUUUCUGUGUGAAAGCUUUUUAUCAUUAUUUUACUCCUGUGCAUUCUAUUGUCCUAGUAUUACUAUUAUUGUGCAUCUUCUAUUGUUACUAUGUACUUCUGCCUGGAGGUUUUAUAGUCUUGCUGGGAGCUCACAGGUCCAGUAGACUGUUGUUUGAUGAAGAUGGAUUAGAGAAAUGAUGAACCUUUCCAUAAACCUUUAGGCUUCUUGGAGGAUAUAAAGUAUUAAACGGAUGCGUACAGUACAUGGAUAAGUAGGAUCUGUAAUCCUGCUUGACUUAUCAACUCACUUAUUUUCCUCCUUAACACAAAUAUGAGGAUAAAUAAUCAAAUCACAGCUUCUAUUUUCUGUUUAGUCUAUUUUGAUUAGCUGAGUCCCCCUCAGCAGCUGCAGGAAAACCUUUGACAUACAAGUUCACCUGCUGGUCUACGAGACGCAGUAACGACUAAAACCACGCUGGGUAUCUUUAGCGUGUGAAGGAGCAAUCUGGUGUCUUCAGAUACUUUUAGAGACGCUGCAAAACCUUCACAGCGUUUUGAACCGGCUGCAGAUGUCGGAUCAGGUAGUGGAGUUUUUUCAGUUGUCCCGCAGAGAGCCGAGCCGCUGUGAGGUGAAUCCAGCGUUGACUCAGAGAAGGCCGUGACCCAGAUCUGAGUGAUGGAGGUUCGUACUGUGGCGGCAGCUUCAUCCAUCCAUGACGAGACCACUGAGGUGUCCUCAGGAUGCUGAAGCAGCACUGAAGCACUUUCUGACACAGCAAGAUGUGAGAACCAAACAGCAAGGGGCUGAUGGUGUGACGUCAGCAGAUCUCUGAUGUCGACUCGACUCUUCUUCUCUGUUGGUUAUAAACAUCCUGGAAGCUCCGUGUGUUUGAUACUGGUGAUGCUGCAAGCUCAUUGGCUGAUCCUCCAGGCCCCGCCCCCCCCCUCCCUGCCCUCCUCUGUGAUGACAGGAGACGCAGAUAAAUAUCACCGCCGACACCUCGGAGCCUCAGAUGUGUCUAUUUGGGAGGCGGUGCAGUCAGGGAUCAGGAUCAGGAUGGAGCUGAAGGACUUCUGUCUGACAGACGACUUCCAUCACUUCCUCAAACCACAGCGCCCCCUGGACUCCUCCUCUUCCUCCUCUUCCUCCCCUUCCCCGGCUGAUGAAGCUCGCUCUCCUGCCUCCUUCCUCCACUCCUCCCCUCUCAGUCCCUGCUUCCCGCUGGACGCCACACCGGCUCUCAGCCCCUCUCACCCGGCCUUCCUCCUCCCCAGUCCGGCCUCCUCCUCUUCCUCCUACAGCCUCCUCUGCGGACCCCCGGAGCCCGACUCCCCGACAGGAUCUAGUUCCAGCGGAGGAAGCGGCAGCGGCAGCGCUGCGGUGUCGGAUGCUUCCACCUGUUUUUCGGUGUCGGAUUCGUUUUCAGCUCAGGUCGACUCCAUCCUGCGAGGCGACUACCUGACACCUCUGGGUCCCGUGGGGCCGAAGCGUCUCUGCCUGGUUUGUGGAGACUUUGCGUCCGGUUAUCACUACGGCGUGGCGUCCUGCGAGGCCUGCAAGGCGUUCUUCAAGAGGACCAUACAAGGCAACAUCGAGUACAGCUGUCCGGUGAUGAACGAGUGUGAGAUCACCAAGCGGAGGAGGAAAGCCUGUCAGGCCUGCCGCUUCCAGAAGUGUCUCCAGGCCGGGAUGAUGAGGGAAGGUGUUCGAAUGGACCGAGUCAGAGGAGGACGGCAGAAGUACAAGAGGAGGGUCGAGGCCGGACUCGGUUUAUACGCCAAAGCUCCGUACGCUCACGUUCACCCCGUCAGCAGCCGUGAGUUCAAACUUUCUCGCUCAGGCCGUCAUUCAAAUCAAAACUUUAUGCGAACGUUAACGUCUUAUUGUUCUAUCGUUUCCUGUCUUUUAGGAAACAAGGUGAUCUCCCACCUGCUGCUGACAGAGCCCGCCCCUCUGGCUGCCAGUCAGGAUGAUUCGACCAAUGACGGCAGCCUGCGGACGCUGCUGACCCUCUGUGACCUCCUGAACCGCGAGCUGCUGGUUCUGAUUGGCUGGGCCAAACAGAUCCCAGGCUUCUCCGCGCUGUCAUUGGUCGACCAGAUGUCGCUGCUGCAGAGCGGCUGGAUGGAGGCGUUGCUGGUGGGCGUGGCCUGGCGUUCGCAGGCCUCGGCGGGGGAGGAGCUUGUGUUCGCCAGGAACCUGCAGCUGGACGAGGCUCAGUGUCGAGCCGCCGGAUUGGCCGACCUGUACGAGGCGCUGCGUCACCUGACGUCCAGGUACCAGGCGAUGAACCUGAGCCCCGAGGAGGUGGUGACGCUGAAGGCCAUGGCGCUCGCUAACUCCGACGCGGAGCCGGUGGACUGUCCGGACUCGGUGCAGCGGUUCCAGGACGGGCUCCACGAGGCGCUGCAGGAGUACGAGUCGUCCCGCAGGGAGCAGCACCGGGCGGGUCGGCUGCUGAUGAGCCUCCCUCUGCUGCGGCAGACCGCCGACCGAGCCGUGCAGGCCUUCCUGCGGCUACACCGCCACCGCCGCGUCCCCCUCCACAAACUGCUGCUGGAGAUGCUCGACGCCAAGGCCUGAACACUUCCUGUCUGCUGACGCUUCAUCACGAGAGUACAGACUGUUAUCAGUGACUCAAAACAAACUCGCUGACUGAUAUAAUGACAAAAAAACACUUACUGCUGGAUUGUUUUGAGGUUUUUUUUGGCAGUUUGCUGCAGAUGAAACUUAAAAAAGUUUGAAUU